This is a messenger RNA of Notechis scutatus (mainland tiger snake), 4361 nucleotides long. RefSeq names its product forkhead box C1 (gene FOXC1). The record is from RefSeq and is a predicted model, not a curated record. Gene Ontology annotation, molecular function: RNA polymerase II cis-regulatory region sequence-specific DNA binding; DNA-binding transcription factor activity, RNA polymerase II-specific. Gene Ontology annotation, biological process: cell differentiation; regulation of transcription by RNA polymerase II; anatomical structure morphogenesis. NCBI's taxonomy places the organism in Eukaryota, Metazoa, Chordata, Lepidosauria, Squamata, Elapidae.
GGGAAACUCCAGCGAGUGCGUAAAAAAGUCUUUGCCUCCGCGACGGAUGCUCAAAAGUUCAGAAGUUUUUUUCCCGGCGCCUUUCCGAGCAGUUCGCGGCUCAAGCAAAGGAGAGUGAAGCCGAGACGGAGACCGGGACAGCCCUUCAACCCGGAGGCGUUGGAGAGAAGGUGGAUCUUUCGUCCUAAGCCGAGCUUUAGACCAGAAAGGAGGAAGAGGAGGGGGAGAGAGAGAGAUCCGGACCGGGGCCUCUUUCUCCACAUUUUUCCCCCCUCUCCUCUCUUGCCUGCUGUUUACUUCGCCUGGCUGGGACAGCGUUGGUCAAUCUGUUGGCGAGCUCCGCGGGAAAAAACAGCUCGGGAAACGGAGCGGGCUCCCGUGAGUGAGCGCCUUUCUAUUUUUGUGCUCGAUGGAAGUAACUAACUUUUCUUCUCGGCGGCGGCCGCUUCCGUGGAGUGUCGGCGCCUCGGUUUAAGAAGAAGAACCCAGGAGGAGGAGGGGGGAGGGAAGGAGAUCGAGUCCCCCCUCUCACCCCUCCUCCCUUUGCUCGCUGGCUAUUUUAUUUUCUGAUUAUUUUUUUGCGGUCCUUUUCCUUUUGAGCCGAGGAAGGGAGAAAACCGAAUAGGAUCCAGAGGGGAGGGGGGGAGGUUGGUUUACUUCCCCCCGCUUUUUUUCUUCUUCUUCUUCUUCUUUUUGGAAAAAAGGAAAAUCCUGGUCGCCUCUCCUGGUUUAUACUUUUUUGGCUCCGGAUUUGCGGAGGGGUGGAGGGGGGAAAGCAGAGGAGGCGGCGGCGGGGGAGGAGGAGGCGGCGGCGGAGGCGGCGGAGGAGGAGGCGGCCAGUCUGCUGCUGCUUGGUCCGGCUGGGCUGCCGGAAGGGAGGCCAUGCAGGCUCGCUAUUCGGUGUCCAGCCCCAACUCGCUGGGAGUGGUACCUUACCUUGGCGGUGAGCAGAGCUACUACCGGGCGGCAGCCGGAGGGGGCUACGCGGCCAUGCCUGCCCCCAUGAGCAUGUACUCGACUCACCCGGCAGCUCAUGAGCAGUACCCCGGCGGAGGCGGGGGCCCCGGCGGCAUAGGCAGGCCGUACGGGCCGUACCCGCCGCAGCCGCAGCCCAAGGACCUGGUCAAGCCGCCCUACAGCUACAUCGCGCUCAUCACCAUGGCCAUCCAGAACGCGCCCGAGAAGAAGAUCACGCUGAACGGCAUCUACCAGUUCAUCAUGGAGCGCUUCCCCUUCUACCGGGACAACAAGCAGGGCUGGCAGAACUCCAUCCGGCACAACCUCUCGCUCAACGAGUGCUUCGUCAAGGUGCCCCGGGACGACAAGAAGCCCGGCAAGGGCAGCUACUGGACCCUCGAUCCGGAUUCCUACAACAUGUUCGAGAACGGCUCCUUCCUCCGCCGCCGCCGCCGCUUCAAGAAAAAAGACGCCGUCAAGGACAAGGAGGAGAAGGAGCGCCUCCAGCUGAAGGAGCCGCCGCCGCCGCCGCCUCAGCGGCACCAGCCGCAAGAGGGAGGCCCGCAGCAGCAGCAGCAGCCGCCUCCCCCCGUCAGACUUCAGGACAUCAAGACGGAGAACGGCUCGGCGUCUCCCCCGCAAGCCCUGUCCCCGCUGAGAGGAGCGCCCGUGCCCAAGAUCGAAAGCCCGGAGAGCUCCAGCACCAGCAGCCUCUCCAGCGGAGGAGGAGGAGGAGGCGGCGUCCCAGCCGCCGAGUCAGCACCACCCCCAUCAUCCUCACCAGCACCCCCACCACCAUCAUCCGCACCCCCACCACCACGCUGCCCUCGGGGCUUCAGCGUGGACAACAUCAUCAUGACUUCCCUGCGCACCUCGCCUCAGGGCGCCCCCGCCGAACUCCUGGCUUUGCCGCCGUCCGCGGCCUCCUCCGCGGCCUCCUCCUCCUCUUCCUCGUCCACCACCUCCACCUCCAGGACAGCCGCUCUAGCCUUGAGCAGCAGCUGCUAUUCCCCGGCGGCGGCGGCGGCUCAGAGCUCGCUCUACAGCGCCCCCUGCAGUCAGGGCGUCAACACCACCAGCAGCUCGGGAAGCGCGGCCUCGCCGGCGGGCGGCUGUACCACCACCAGCACCAGCACCAGCUACCACUGCAACUUGCAGGCCAUGAGUCUCUACGCGGCCGCCGGUGCGGCCUCAGGGGGAGGGACGGGGCUCAACAGCGGAGGGGACCGAAGCGGCGGGGGCCACUUGGCCAGCAGCCCCGUCGAGCCGGACCCGCUGCCCGAGUACAGCCUGGCGGCCAGCAGUAGCAGUAGCGCCUCUUCCCUCAGCCUGAGCCCUCAGGAGGGGCACCCUCAAGGCGGCGGCCGCUUGGCCUCUUGGUACCUCAACCAAGCCUCGGCGGUAGGCGAGCUGACGCAUUUGGGCCCCGCUUCGGCUACGUCGGCCUCCUCCUCCUCGCCGGCGGCGGUCUACCCGGGCCAGCAGCAGAACUUCCAUGCCGUGAGGGACAUGUUCGAGUCCUCCCAGCGGCUGGGAUUGAACAACUCUCCUGGCGGCAACGGCAGCGGCUCGGCGAGCAGCUGCCAAAUGGCCUUUCCCGCCAGCCAAAGCCUUUAUCGCCCUUCAGGCGCCUUCGUCUACGACUGCAGCAAGUUUUGACCGCCGGCAGCGGGGGAAGGGAAAGAGGCGCCGAGCCCAGCCAGCGAGCGAGCGGGGAGGCUGAUAUGAAGAACUGCCAUACGGGCCCUUGCCGGCCUUCCUUCCCCCACCAAACCAGAGGGGAAAAAAAACAAAAAAACCCCAAAACUAUUCCGUGCAAAGACGGCGUUUGCCCAGUAAAUAAUUAUUAAGUCAAUGGUUUGUUUAAGGACAGUGUUACACCAAAUAACACGUAAGUUUGUAUGCUUUUUCUCCCCCCCCCCCCUCUCCCCCUUCCCCCCUCCCAACUCCCCCGCCCCCCCCCCCCCCCCCCCCCCCUAGUUUCCAUCUGCGCGCUCUCCCUGCGCCAGACUGCUUGGAUGGCUGCCUGCCUUGCGCUUGACUGGUUGGAUGGCGACCCGAGGAGGCGCAUCCCCGCAACUGAGCGCGCAAGGCAGGCCGCGAAACGAGACUCCCAAAAACACGGGUGGGAGUUUUGCCGUUUGAUUCCAGCCAGGGCCCCUCGCCCCUCUGUGAACCAGGCGCAUCGCCUUUUCCAAAAAGCAGUAAGAAUGUUUUUUGCCCGUUGACUCCUACGCAACCUGGAUUGCGCAGUACACGUGUUGUUUCUUCUCUCCUUUUCUUCUCCUUUUUCUUGCUCCCCCCCCCCCACUCUCGUAAAGGACUGUUUUGUACACAAAGACUUGUUUUAAAGUGUAAAUGGAACAUAGUAAUUUAUUUUUAAAUCUGUUGUUGAAUCGUUCGGACCAAACAACAAAAAUGUUUGCCCCACUCCUUUAUCAGAAAAAAACAACAACGCUUGACUUUAAAAUGACCUGAAACUCUCAUUUUCUUCUUCUUCCAUUAUAUAUAAAAAAGGGGGAUUGUAUUAAUCUUAUUUUAUCAUUUUAUCAUUUUUCCUUUUGUUGUUGUUGAAGAUACCCUUGAAGUUAUUGACUGUUUAUUAAUAAAUUACCAUUCAAUUGGACCAAGAGUCUGGAUACAUUCAUCCCUCUUUUUAAAUUAAAUUUUUUAGAAAUCUAUCAGCCAAAAACACGAAUAAUUAUUAUUUUUAGUGAUAAAACAAUAGUUUUGUAUUAAAAAAAAAACCUUCUGAGUAACUGUAUUUGCAAGACUUUUGAGUGCUGGCAAAUCUAUUUUAAUUUAUAGCUUCACUGCUGAAUUAUUUUAUCAGUAAGUAAACCACCAUUGAUUCCAUCUAUUUUACCCUGUUUUCAAUGGAAUGCACUGUCAGAUGGACUUUUGGAUGAAGUUAAAAGUGACAUAAAACAAAUGCUCUGAAUCAAUCACUUGCUUGAUAGAAUAAUUAUGGUUACAGUUUUGAGAUUUAUGUUUAUUAUAUCUUUGGAAUCUAGGAGAAAAAUUCACUAGGAGAAAAAUUCACAAACAUCUGAGCAGCCAAGCCAUCACAAUUGACUUGCAUUAGAACUAAAGGUCAGGAGACAUUUGGCUAAUUGAACUUACAGGCAUUGCUAUAUGACGCAUAAAGGAAGGCGGCAUUACAGAAGUCAUAAAAAGGUCCAGAAACAAAUAAUGGGUGUAUGUAAACCUGCUAUUUUUAGCAGCAUUUUCUGGUUUCAUGUCUGAGUAUGUUUACACAGAAGUAAAUGCCACUAAUUUGUGCAGGACUUUUUCUUCUGAGCAAGCAUGUCUAAUAUUGCAUUGAACCUUUCUGAAUGUACAUCAUUUUUAAUAUAUGUUUCUCCCCCUUUCUCUCAUCCUAGUAUGUAAAGCCUUUUACAGCC